CUGUUCCAUGCCGUCAGGCCGUCAAAAGCGUUCUAACACUCGCCUCGAGUGGUCGCGAUCAUCACAGUUUAUGGUGCCAACCAUUAGCUUAUCGGUUUUACCUGCACAUCUCACGUAGCAGAUAAGGGAUUUUUCCAAAAGAUCCAUAACAUAAUGACGGCUGCCGAAUUACAAGGUUCCUAUGGAGGGUACUACUUUGGUUUCUGCACACUGAUCUCACAUGUGCUCCUGGCGGGGAUCACCGCAGCCAUUGUUUACAAGUGUCUGGUGCUCAAGUUGGUACACACCGCCGGACAUGCCUUCUACUGUACAAUAGCCUUUGUUUUCUUCAUGGGCGAGGCACUGCUGGUGCGAAAUAGCACAUAUCUGGAGUCGUGGAUGGGUCCUCUAAACCUCAACCGCCUACAUGCUGCCCUGGGUCUACUGGCUUUCGUGGUGGGAGUUGGCGGAAUCGGAAUCAAGACAUGGCAGAAGCUGGAGCGCAAACGUGAAGAUCCCAAUGCCACCGUUCAGCACUUUAAGAGCAAUCACGGCUUCUACGGUAUUGUCGGCUGUGCUCUUCUGCUCGGUAGCGUUCUCAGCGGUCUUCCGCUGUAUUUUAUUAACGGAGGCUUCACCUUGAAAACGCUCCAUCGGUUCUUCGGAUUGACUGGAUUUCUUGCCCUUAUGGUAUCGCAAAUGUUCGGGUACAACACCGGGUUCGGCAAGCGACAGUGGAAGCCACAUCACCAGAAACUCUUCAAGUUUUUCACAUUCAUCGCUACCAUAACGACUGCAAAUUACGAAUUUCGUAGAUUUGUACGGGAUAUUGCUGGAUUGGCGACCAAUUAUUUUAUUGGAUCAGAUUCUGCUGAGGCGAGAGAAGAUCUUUAAGGCUCUAUCAAUGAGCGAGUGUUUUUACUCUGGGAUAUCAAUACUUCAGGGCGAUUUGCGAGGAAACGAAUUCCGCAACUAAGUAUUGUAGAUUUAAUAGUCGCUGAAUAAUAGUGUAUGUACUAUGCGAAACUGAUUAGUAAAUGUUCAUUGUACAUUUUGUUUAUAAAAAGUUCGCAAGUAUAAUGUUGUAGAUACUAUUAUGUUAUCUAGUUUGUGAAGUCUUUACUUGUCUAUGUCAAUCACACUCUACUUAACCGUAUCAAUGGGAAAUAAGAAUUUUUUUGCCAAAACAAGAAUUAUUUUGAUUUUGUGCCUUUAUUGUAAUUUCACACAUAUAGCUGUUGAUUAUUUAAAACAUAAUAUACAUACAUUUUCACUUUUUUUUUUUUGGUAACGAGAUUAGUCAAGCACCACAGAAAAAUCUAAAACUACAUAGUUAACAGAAACAAUAAAAUGAAUUCCCUUUUUUC
Molecule: messenger RNA, 1346 nt
Organism: Drosophila suzukii
Lineage: Eukaryota; Metazoa; Arthropoda; Insecta; Diptera; Drosophilidae
Molecular function (GO): heme binding; transmembrane monodehydroascorbate reductase activity
Source: RefSeq, a predicted model, not a curated record